GGAGUAAAGCACUUCACAUGUCAAACACAGAUGACCAGCACACGAGGGUCCACUCCUCCGUGUUCCGCAGGAGCGCGCAGGUGUCCGGAUCACCGUUCCGUUGACUGGUGCGCGCGUGACGUCACGAAGGGGGCACCGGCGAGUUUUGCCAAAGAAAAGCUUGUAGAUCCAUAUAGUGGAAGAGGGACAUGCAAAGCAAAUGCAGUGUAAAACGUCAGAUCCGCGUGGUUCCCGGUGACACUAUCGCGGGUAAGAUAAUGUUUUUCUAUAUGAUAAGAGAUCCGGAUCAUUCUUAACGGCAGUGAACUGAUACAAUACAACCUAUGGCUACCGGACUGCACCAGUGGCAAGAUUGAGCAACAAACUCCCAACUACGAAAGCAUCACUUCCCCAUAGGAAAACUCCGCUCGUCGCUCUUUUUCCUAAACAAAGAGAGGAGCCGCUGACAAAGGCAGGCGACGGGAAGAGAUCCGGGAGCAUCGCUGCUGCCUUUGUAGUUUCUCCGUGGAUGGGCCGGAAGAUAAGAUGAUACUGUUGUCUAAAUCUAAUUUAACACUGCAUUCCAUACCUUUUUUAAGACUCUUGGGUCACUUCUGAAUAGACUUGCGAGUAAAAAAGCUCAUUGCUCACGGGAGUGUAUCCGUCAAUUUCAGGAUCAAAUACAGGCGUUACUGUGUUGCCGCAAAAAGGCGAAUGAAUGCAGCGCUGCCUAUUGUGUGUUCAUGUGGACCAACAGUCUUAUUUGUGCUUUCUUGCUUUAAUUUGCGUGCUUAACAAGCGAUAUUUGUCAUUAUUUUAUGUAACCAAAUAACGUACUGGGUUUUGUAUUUAUAUAAGGUAUUAAGACUGUAAUCUACAGUAGCCUACCUGUAAGUCAGUGUAUUUCGAUGCAACGUUCAACAACAAAUAGCAUCAGCUUGCACGGUCAGCGCCAUAGUCAUAUGCAUUAUUUAUAAAGUUUGGCUCACCCAACAGUCUGAUCGAGAGUAGAUUCUCUUGCUUGAUGGAGAUCCAUUUAAAUGGGAAAAAAAACUGGAUGAAGUGGAGACUAAUGCAUAGCCUAUACCUGGGCUGGACAACAAAGCAGUUUGAGAUAAAUAAGGCUGUUUACUUUAAUGCCUAAGGAUCUCUAUAAAUCUAUGUAAAAAAAAUACAUUUUUAGUUAAAGGGAUAGUUCAUCCCAAAAUGAAAAUUCUGUCAUCAUUUACACGCCCUCUUGUCAUUUGUAUGACUUUCUUCUGCAGAACACGUAAGACAAUAUUUUGAAGAAUGUUGGUAACCAGUGGUACCCAUUAACUUGCAUUGGUUUUGUGUCUAUAUACAAUCGAAGUCAAAGGGUAACGCAGUUGUUUGGUUACCAACAUUCUUCAAAAUAGCUUCUUUUGUGUUCAAGCUGAUUUCACAUGACAAGAGGGUGAGUAAAUUACAGAAUUUUCAUUUUUGAGUGAACUAUUCCUUUAAGGCUGUGUUUUUUUUUUUUGCGUUCAGACUGUAUUAAAUCUUAAAUUAAAACACUUGGGUGCUCUUUUGCAUAUUUACAAAAACCUUAAAGUAUUCUAAAAACUGAUUUGAAGGCAGUUUUGCUUGUAUUCAUCAUGUAACAUUUCUGUUAUUAUGCUUGUUCUCAGUAUAUCUAAUUUUCUCCCUCUCUCUAAUUGUUUUCCUCAGCUUCAGGGAAUGUAUGAGAAGCAUGACAGAUAACUACAUGAGGAGCAUGGAGGGUUCAGGACAUCCUGAAGCCAGAGAAGCCUCUCACAGGCAAUGCCCAACCGCCCCUCUUUAAGCAAUGGCCUGGCAGAGCACUUCACCAUUCAGAUAUGGCUUUGACCUGGGAGGACAUUACCAGGAUCUGCGUCCUCUGGGCACUGGAGCAUCAGGUCUCGUCCUCUCUGCUCUGGACAGGCGCAGCGGCUUGCGCGUGGCGGUGAAGAAGCUGGUAAUGCGAGAUGCAAUUAGCGUAAAGCACGCUCUUAGGGAGGUGAAGAUCACCCGGCACCUUCAGCAUGAGAACGUGGUCAGGGUAUACGAUGUUUUGGGGCCGUCCGGGAAUCCCUUGCAAAGCGACCUGUCCCGUGUGCAAGCGAUAUACAUCGUGCAAGAGUGUAUGGAAACCGAUCUGGCACGGUUACUAGAGUUAGGGCCGUUGCCAGCAGAACACGCCACCCUGCUUUUUUAUCAGCUUCUUCGAGGGCUCAAGUUCAUCCACUCGGCCAACGUGCUGCACCGAGACCUGAAGCCAGCGAACAUCUUUAUCAACACUGAACAACUGCUGCUUAAGAUCGGUGACUUCGGCCUGGCUCGCAUUGUCGACCCACAUUACUCACACAAGGGAUACCUCUCAGAGGGAAUGGUAACGAAAUGGUAUCGUUCACCACGACUGCUGCUCUCUCCAAACAACUACACAAAAGCAAUAGAUAUGUGGGCCGCAGGCUGCAUUCUAGCUGAGAUGCUAACAGGACAAAUGCUGUUCGCAGGGGCUCAUGAGCUGGAGCAGAUGCAGCUGAUUUUGGACACUGUGCCUGUGAUCAGGGAGGAGGACAGACAGGAACUGCUCAAAGUCAUGCCUUCUUUGGUCAGUAAAGGAUGGAAGGUCAGGAGGUCACUGCGGGACCUGCUGCCAGAGUUGGAGGUGACAGCCAUUGAUUUCCUGGAACGCAUCCUCACCUUUAAUCCCAUGGACCGGCUAACAGCAGAAGCAGCUCUGUCUCAUCCAUACCUGCAGAAAUACUCCUGUCCUCAAGACGAGCCCAUAUCCCUGCAGCCUUUCCACAUAGAGGACGAGUUAGAGGACAGUACAGUCACAGAACACGGCCAUGCGCUCAGCUCCCACUGGGACAGGUACGAUGGAAGUCUCUCAUCAGAGAUUUGCUGGCAGCGGCAGGAGCAGUGUGGAUGCAUGCAGAGCGACUCCGAGCUCGGUGAGGCGAAUGAAGAAGUUCAAAGAGAUCCACGAGCAAGUUCCGCAGCCGUCCCGGAGGAGGCUCAGGUAGAUCCUCGCAAAUACUCCCACAGCAGCUCGGCAGAGCGCUUCCUGGAACAGUCCCACUCGUCUCUGGACCGUGUCUGCGGUCAAUUCAUGGAGCUGGACUGCGGUCACUCCUGCGACUACAAGGUGGGCUCUCCCUCCUACCUGGAUAAGAUAGCGUGGCGUGAGGGGAAACCACAGCAUUACUCUGAACCUAGAUUAAUACUUGACUUGUCGAACUGGAGACAUAACAGAGGGGGCAGUAUGGAAAAGCUCGUCCCUGAACCAGGAGAUUUAUUUCAGGAGAUCUCACGUUGGGUGGAGAGCACACAGUCAGGCCUCUACUCGCCCGGUUCUCCUCAAGAGCCGCUCGCCUCCCCAUGUUCCCCUCCACAACCCCUCUCCCCUACAAUGCUGCCUCAUUUUCAAAUGCAAAUCCGAACACCUUUACAACUACAGGAGGAGAGCAGGAGGAGCCCUAACCCGUUCUUCUCCUCUCCACCAUCUCUGCUGCCUUCCUCCCCUUCCUCUCCUCAUCUCGGUUCAGCUGAUUAUCUAUCUUCCUCUGUUUGUUGUCAAAAUAACGAAGAGCCCUCACAGAUGCGGCCUUCGAAAGAGGAACAGGAACAUUUUGACCUGGAUGUGUUUAUAUCUCAAGCUCUAAGGCUGUGUGGUCAGACUGAUGUUCUGGCGGAGAACUCAGAAGCUCCUAAAGAGGACAAUAAUAGCUGUGUUCUUGACAUCACAGACCACAGGCCGUCCAGAACACAAACUCCAACUCCUGAGAUGGUCAACCCUCCAGGAUGUCAUGAAGAGCACUGGUAGAACAAUGCAGAGACCUUUGACUUUUUUUGAAUGAUUCUGUAUCUUUAAAUUAGUUUUAAGGUGGUAUAAAUUAUUGAAUGUGACCGUAACAAUUUACAAUAUAGUUGUAUGUUAACAUUAUUUAAUGCAGGGUUUUUUAACUUUUUCAUGCCAAGGACCCCCAAAUAUGAAGAACCUUCUGAGAGGGACCCCCUUUCUAAAAUACCUAUCCAUUUUUUGUAUAAAGAAGCAUUUAAACUGUUAAUAAUAAGGGUGAUAUUAUAAAGACAACAUAUUGUUUGUAGAAAUUAAACUGUCAUAAUCUUUAGUAGAAUUUCACAUUUUUUGCAGUCUUUUCUGGGGACCCCUUAAAACAUUCUGGUAAAUAAAUCUCCCAUGGGGCUCUCCGGACCCCAUUUUGAAAACCGCUGAUUUAAUGCAUUAACUAACAGCAUUAACUAACAAACUAACACGAACAUCUCAUCUACAGCAUUUAUUACUCUUCAUGUUCAUUUCAGCAUUUACUAAUACAUCUUCAAAAUCAAAUGUUAUUACUGUUAACAUUAGUUAAUGCACCAUGAACUAACAUGAAAAACUGUAUUUGGCAUUAACUAACAUUGUUACAUGCUGAAAAACUAUAUUGCUUAUUGUUCGUUCAUGUUAGUUAAUGCAUUUACUAAUGUUAACAAAUACGAUAGAGAACCUGAUCUUUUGUUUUGAGGAUGCUUUCUUUCGAUGGCACUGAGGUUCUGUAUUAUGUAAAUCUUUAUUUCUGAGGUACCAUAUUUCCGUAUGAGGAUCCACGGCACUGUAAAAAAUGUUUUGUUGGUUCAACUAAAAAAAAGUUACCUGGUUGCCUUAAAAUUUUUAGUUCAUUUAACUUAAAAAUACUAGUUAACUCAAUGAAUUUGAUGCAAACUCAUGUUGGCUAAUAUUUUUAAGUUACAUUUUAAGAUAACCAGGUAACUUUUUUUUAAGUUGAACCACCAACAUCUGAAAUUUCUGAUAGAAUUUGGGAAAAACAAUGUAUUUGCUACUAAAAGCCUUUUAUGAAAUUAUUAUUCUUUGUGCAACACCAGAGAGAAAGCUUUGAUUUUUCUGUGGUCAUUUUGAAUGUUUACAUUCAACGUUUUGUAAGACAUAAAUACUAUCUAAAUUCAGAUGUUUGUG
Messenger RNA from Triplophysa rosa, 4939 nucleotides. It is a transcript of the gene mapk4, whose product is annotated as mitogen-activated protein kinase 4. Gene Ontology annotation, molecular function: MAP kinase activity; ATP binding. Gene Ontology annotation, cellular component: nucleus; cytoplasm. The record is from RefSeq and is a predicted model, not a curated record. Gene Ontology annotation, biological process: protein phosphorylation; intracellular signal transduction; cell surface receptor signaling pathway. The transcript is spliced from 6 exons. NCBI's taxonomy places the organism in Eukaryota, Metazoa, Chordata, Actinopteri, Cypriniformes, Nemacheilidae. Bases 1787 to 3790 code for a protein of 667 amino acids.